Molecule: messenger RNA, 1524 nt
Organism: Merops nubicus (carmine bee-eater)
Lineage: Eukaryota; Metazoa; Chordata; Aves; Coraciiformes; Meropidae
Gene: HASPIN
Product: germ cell associated 2 (haspin)
Exons: 2
Coding region: 1-1524 (507 amino acids)
Biological process (GO): intracellular signal transduction; protein phosphorylation; mitotic cell cycle
Cellular component (GO): nucleus; cytoplasm
Molecular function (GO): ATP binding; histone H3T3 kinase activity
Source: RefSeq, a predicted model, not a curated record
AUGUGGCUGAUGAGCAUGAAGCUCAACAAGGCAGACAUUCAACCUGCCUGCCAGCUGCCGGUGUCUCCUAACCCCAAGAGUAAAAAAGUGGUUUCUGGGGAGGGAAGCACCUGCAGGAAAGCUUGUAUCAGCGGAAGGCACAAAAACAACAGACAGCGGCAGCCCAGGAACUCCUUUUUCAGGCCACAGAAGAGGCAAAAAGGAAAGAAAAGGAGUGUUCUGGAGUUGUCUGCAGAUGUAAGAGACAAUGACUAUUCACUCCUCAAUAGCUCCUAUUCCUGGGGUAGAGUUCGAGCACUUCUGUCCUUCCAUAAGAAGAAGAAAGUUACCACAGAAGACAGUUCCUACAACAGGAGCUUUGGUACCCCUUCUGUGAAGUCCCUGCUUUCAGAGCACCAAGCAAACCUGUCUGCUAAGGCUCAGUGCUCAGCUUGUUCUGUUUCCUCCAUAGUCCUGCUGGCUCCCUGGAAUUCCUCUUCUGUCCUGGAGCUAACGCUUACAGAUGCAGAGAAGGUGUUUCAGGAAUGCUACCAGGAGGGGCCUAUUGCUUUUGAGGAUUGUAUUCCUUUAGAUAAGAUGAAAGAUUGCAAGAAAAUUGGAGAAGGGGUAUUUGGAGAGGUCUUCCAGAUAGACAGUGAGAGAGGGCCUGUGGCCUUAAAAAUAAUUCCCAUUGAGGGGAGUGAAAGAAUAAAUGGUGAAGUUCAAAAGAGCUUUGGAGAGAUUCUGCCCGAGAUAAUAAUUUCAAAAGAACUCAGUCUUCUGUCUGAGGAGUCUGUGAAUAGGACUGUUGGGUUCAUCAGCCUGUACUCUGUGCAUUGUGUUCAAGGGGCCUAUCCUAAGUAUCUCCUGGAAGCCUGGGACAAAUACCACAAAGUAACAGGAUCAGAAAAUGAUCGGCCAGACCUUUUUGGGGACAAGCAGCUCUUCAUGGUUCUGGAGUUUGAAUUUGGAGGCAGUGACUUGGAGAAAAUGAGGAACAAGUUCUCUUCAGUGGCAGCGGCAAAAAGCAUUUUGCAGCAGGUCACUGCUUCCCUGGCUGUGGCAGAACAAGAACUGCACUUCGAGCACAGGGACUUGCACUGGGGGAACGUGCUGGUCAAGAAAACAGAUGCCAAGGAGCUUGAGUAUGUGUUGAAUGGGGAGACCCACACAAUCCCCACAGCAGGGUUCCACGUCAACAUCAUCGACUACACCCUGUCGCGCCUGGAGAAGGACGGGCUGACUGUGUUCUGUGACCUGUCCACUGAUGAAGAGCUGUUCCAAGGCACAGGGGACUACCAGUUUGAUAUCUACAGGGAGAUGAGAGCAGCAAACUCCAACAGCUGGACUGACUAUCACCCGCACAGCAACGUCCUCUGGCUGCACUACCUGUCAGGUAAAUUUUUGAGAGACAUGUGCUACAAGAAAAAGGAAUCCACUGCUGCCCUGAGGAAAACAAAGAAGGAGCUGGUGAAGUUCCACAAAGAAGUGCUGACCUUUGAGUCUGCCAAUGAUGUUUUGCAGAACAGCAGUCUCUUCCAGUGA